Alternaria arborescens is the source of this 999-nucleotide messenger RNA. RefSeq lists its product as hypothetical. Gene Ontology annotation, cellular component: membrane. The transcript has a single exon. The coding region runs from base 1 to 999 and encodes 332 amino acids. Lineage: Eukaryota; Fungi; Ascomycota; Dothideomycetes; Pleosporales; Pleosporaceae. The record is from RefSeq and is a predicted model, not a curated record.
AUGGGAUCACGAACAACUCCAUCUAGUACUGCUACUACACCAGAAUGUACCACCGCCAUACCCGGUCCCUAUGGCUAUGUUCCACCAUCUUCGUGUAACGCACUCUACCUCUACAACCCUUCCUUUACCGCAGCUGUCGCCUUCGCCGUUCUGUUCGGUCUCCUCACGAUCGUGCACAUCUUCCUUGCGAUCCUCCACCGAAAGAGCUUCUGCUGGGUGAUCAUCAUGGGCGCAAUCUGGGAACUAGCAUCCUUCAUCUUACGCACCCUCGGCACGCGAGACCAACAGAAUGAAGCAUACGCAACUGCAUCAACAUUGCUCUUCCUACUAGCGCCACUAUGGAUCAACGCAUUCGUGUACAUGACCGCUGGGCGACUGGUCUACUUCUUGCACCCCAAGAAGAGACUUUGGGGUAUUGAAGCAGUGAAGAUGGGUCGCUGGUUCGUGUGGCUUGAUAUUCUUAGUUUCAUCGUCCAGGCAGCCGGCGGAUUGAUGAUGAAUCAAGAGAAUGGGGCAAAAAUAAUCGAGAUAGGUAGGAAUGUGUACAUGAGCGGUGUGGGUGUACAGCAACUUUUCAUCUUGAUAUUCCUGGGGAUGAUCGUAAGGUUUCAUGUCGAUCUACUGAGCUUGGAGCGCGAUGGCCAAUUGUGCGAUGUAAAUAACAGAAGGAGAAGGGCUGCGCGAUGGAAGUGGCUGACAUAUACGUUGUAUGCCGUCCUUGGGCUCAUCACGAUACGUAUCGUCUUUCGUCUCGUCGAGUUCUCGGCUGGUAUCGAUGAGUCAGCGAAUGCACUCAUUGGGACCGAAGGCUAUGCGUUAGGACUGGACGCCAUUCCGAUGAUGCUAGCGCUUCUGCUGCUAGCGAUUGUUCAUCCGGGUCUUGUGCUGAAAGGGCCUGAUAGCGAAUUCUUAUCACGGAAGGAGAAAAGGUUGGAGAAGAAGGCAAGAAAAGCAAGGGACAAGUCCCCUGAUGCUCAUAUCCAACCGCGCGGAGCCUGA